GAGGGAGGUUCUGAGUAGAAACAGAGCGUCCAAUGUUUCAUAUUACACUCCUCGGCUGGGGGAGAAAAAAAAGAGUAGAAGAAGAAGAGGAGGAGGAGGAAACCUGGGGCUUCUUUUCUUCAGAGGCAUUUAACUGGGAGUUUAUGGAGGCUGCAGCCGUGGAAAAUGAAGAUCUCCUCUGUGAUCUUCGCUCUCCUGACUCGAGCACUGCUUGGAGAAUUGUGUUUGGCCGUCAACGUCACCAUCACCCCUUCCCCCUUCACAGUGGCUCAGGAGGGUCAAAAUAUCACACUCUCCUGUGUCGUGUCCCAGCGGCGCCGCAAUGCUGCUCUGCCAGUAGUGAAAUGGACCUUCCUGCCAGCAGGCACAGACCGGCCAGAGGACGAACUCCUCAUCGCCCGCGUCAACAUGAGGAAGGCCCGUUUUUAUGGCAACUACACAAAGAGUUUCCCUUGGCCCAAACUGAAGCUGACGGUGGUGAAGCAGGGGAAGAUCUUUGACCUGCUGAUCUUGAAUGUGUCUGAGGGGGACCGGGGGCUCUACAUGUGCCGGGUGCAGGAGUUUAAAAAGCACCAGGACCGCUGGAAGGCCUCAUCGAACUGCACCGCCGCUACUGAGCUCAGAGUGCAUGUCCUACCGGUCACCAAGGCCAAAGAAAGCCUGUGGAGCUUGUUUGAAGAUGUGUACCUGUGUGCAGUGCUGAUCUGCUCAGUGGGUCUGCUGUGUAUGUGCAUGUUCACGGUGACGGUAACCUGCCAGUACAUACAGAGGAAGCAGAGGUUAAAAGAUAAUUACCACUUGGUCAAAAGUCAGCAGAACAGCUCAGGAGAGACAGUCACCAGUGUGGUCAGUAUGUCUCCUGCUCUGCCUAAGAAAGAGAGGAGGUACAGGAAGAAAAGGAGCAGAGACUAUCAGGAGGAGAUACCACCAGAGAUACCAGCCAAAGCUCCCAUUGGAGACAAAACACGGAAACCCAAACUUUUAAAACCGCAACCAAGGAAAGUAGUGUUGCCCAAGAUAGUGGAAGAGAAUCUGACCUACGCAGAGCUGGAUCUGGUGAAGCCAAUUCCAGAAGCAAAAGCGUCGUGUAGCGGCACUGUGUACGCUCAGAUACUGUUUGGGGAGCAGCAGCUAUGAGAGAAACACACACACCACUAGUAACCCUGCCUUAUGUAAAAAGUAUUGUCUAUUUAUAGUCUGUAUUAUUUUGUAUUAAGAUGAUUUGUGAAGGGCAAAAUGUGUAAUGUCUCACAAUUAUUGUACAUAUAAUUUUAUAUAUUCUUUGAUAUAACUUACUUUUAUGAGACCAAGAUGCAGAAGGGAAUGUGUUGUAUACUGGAGUAUUUCAUGAGGAAUCUUUCUUUUGCACCCAUGUUUGAAUCCUGUGUAGUUUAAACUGGGAACACAAUAGAAGACUGUGGUGCUGGUUUAGACCAGAUUUGUCCAUCAUUACAAUUGUAGAAGAGAUUGGAGAUUUGAAUUUACAGGUUAAUCUGAGCCUUCCAGUUCAUAUCAAACAGGUUCCAAGUUGAAGUGCGAUAGAUAGUUGGUAUCGCUCUAAUGUCUGUGUGUUAAGUACGGACCCAGAAACAGGAGGUGAAUAGCUUAGCUUAGCAUAAAGAGUCAAAGCAGGGGAAAACAGCUAGCCUGACUCUAGCUAGCUAGCUGGCUAACAUAGCUAGGGGAAGUUAUGUGCUAUCACUGCUCCUUGACGAAUGUCUUCUGGUUCUUUGCCACAAACAGACGUAUGUACACGUAACUCGAUGUAAAACCACAAACAAGAUGCAACCUGUUAAUUAUUGUGUUAACUGGUGAGUCCUGGAGGUGUUGAUAGGUUUAUUAUUGAACUAUGAAGAAAACCAGAAUAGCUGUUUUCCCCUGCUUGGGACUUUCCCCAGCUAAGCUAAUUGCCUCCGGACUUUAGCAUAAUGUAGACAUGAAAAUGAGAAUAUCAAUAUUCUUAUCUAAGCUGUUUAUCAAAAUGUCAAUCAUCACUUUUAAAUUCAUAAAUACACACUAUUCUUGAUGCUGACACUUGAUGUGUAAGCAACAAAAUGUCAUGUGAUAUUCUGGUCCCUGUGAAAACUUUUGACAUUUCUUAAAUCAGCCAGUAAAUUCACUUACACAGUGAAUUAUGGGAACCCCCAUCUAGAGAAGCAGAUUAACAAAGGUGAGACAAAAAAAAUAAACACAUCCGCUUUUACUGGAUUUGAAUCAAUGCAUUUUCAAAUGUGAUUUACCUCUAGUGUGUUCCCAGCAUUGUCUGCCUCACAACAUCUGUGUUCAGUCUGUUUUUUUGUGUCAGGCCGCAGUUUACAAUGACCACAGCUCCACAGAGGUGAUAUUAAAGUAGCGAUUAGCCCUCCGACCUCCCCCCACAGGCGAGACCAUGCGAGCCCUUUCAUCUGGUGCCAACAUCAACUUAACAGGCUGUUGGCGACACACACACAAACAUAUAUACAUACAUACAAGGGUGGAGUUACAUGUAGGCUAAACACCCUUCAAACAUACAAAGGCACAUAAUAUAAAUCCAGAAGGCUGUAAACAACUGUGACACCUGAUCUACAUACAGGGGCAAACUAACAUCUGUGUCGACUAUUUCAACUUAAUGUAAGUCAUAGUUUACUUUGAAUGAAGUUUAUUUUGUUGUUUGAGAUGAGAUAAGAGCUAGAAGCCAUAUCAGUUGUAAUCCUGCAUAACUUCAUACGGUCUCCUUGCUUUCUCACUUUUCGUGAAUCUGAGUGUGAAAGUGCUUAGGCCUCUUUUUCCAUUUAAUGAUCCUCUGGAUUCAGGCAUGGAAAAGCAAAGGAGAGUUUUUUAAACAGUGAACUUGAAACCCAGACAGAAAGGCACCGGAUCCCUCCCUUCCCCCAAGACUCCCACUAUCUUGCGUGGAGUUAUCCAUGAAGAUUGGAGUAGUGGUGGAAGAAGCACUCAGAUAUUUUACUUAAGCACCAAUACAACAAUGUUAAAGUACCUCAUUACACAUAAAAUGAUUUUCCUUAAGUAAUAGUACAGAAGUAUUAUCAGCACAGUGUAAAGUCUCAAAGUGAAAGUACUCGCUCCACAGAAGAUUAGCUCCUUAGCGUGUUAUAUUAUUAUAUAUUACAUUAUUAGUUAUUUUUACUGAUGCAUCAGUGUGUAAGAAGUGUUUUACUUUUGCAUCACUUUGGUAGAUUAGUUCAGUGGUUUCCAACCUAGGACUCAGGCCCCUCCAAAGGGCCACCAGAUAAAUCUAAGGGAUCCUGGGUUGAUUCAUGGGAGACAAAGGAAGGAAAAACAAAGCUCUCAUACAAAAUCUGUUUUCCUUUUUUAGGGACUUGAAUACAUUUUGGGGUUCUUUGGAUAAGUUUUUCAGGCCUCAAACUGUUAAUGAAAUCAAAGUUAAAGGGGAAAAGUCACAUUUGUAGACAUGAUAACAACUCAUUCACAUCUGAAACAUGACAAGAGGACAGACUUUCUCUAAGAGAUUUCAGAAAACUUUGGGAACCACUGGUAUAUUCUUUAUAAUGUGUUUCAUAAGCUUAUUAAAUGUUUCUUAUGUAAAAUCUUUAAUUUGUUAACUAAUAAUUAUAACUGCAGGAUACAUACAGUUGGAUAACAAGUAUAAAAUUUCCCUCUAAAAUGUGUUUGAGUAGAAGUAUUAAAGGUGGGGUCCGUCAUUUUGGAAAAAGAUAGUUGAUUGUUGAGUCUCAUCCCCAGGUUGUCAAAUACCGAUGCUUUGGGUUAUGGUUAAUGGAAAACAAACAGGUCUUCAAAUACCAGAGCUUUGAAUGACUGCUGUCACCUUUAAGUACUGUAGCAGACAAUUCAAGUACUCAAAGUACUUCAGAACUGUACAGUACUUGAGUAAAUGUACUUAGUUAUUUCCCACCACUGAGAUGGAGCCCUUCACAAAUACAAGUCUCACUAACCGCUGCAUGCCUGCUGAAGUCCUUGUUUUGCCCCCUUUUCGUCAAAUGUUAGCUAAACCAGCUAUUUAUCUAUUGUAGCACAAAAGGUACAACUUCCAAUAUGGCUGCCAGCCAGGGGCCGUAUCACUUGAAAAAUCCCAACAAAGUUCAAUUCAAGACAGAUAUUUCUAGCUGUUACCACAAAUUUAUAACCUAUUUUUAAAGCAAGCUGGUGGUUGUGGACUUUGACAUUCUUUGUUCUCUUGCCUAUAUAUUACAUUUCAAUUCAAACCACUAUCAACCUCCAUUUGUCACCAUUCCAGUUUUCCAUUGUUGUUCUCUUACGUAUAUUUCAUUUGCACAGUGUGUAUUAUCCAUAUGAAAUGACUGAAAGUGACCUUUUAGUGGCAGGCAGAAGUGUCUUAAAAAUGCCCUUAAACUGUGAAAUGUAAAGUUUGUUCCAGACCACAUUGUCCUUAAUGGGAGUCCGCUAACUAGAACCAUGUGUGUGAAUUGUGCCUCUCUGCUCACUCCCUCUCUCUUUUCUCUCUCUCUGCCCACCACUGACCUCUGCAUUCAUCAACAUUCCAGCAUUUCUGCUUUUGUUCAUUUCAUCUGUAAACUGUGUAUCAGUAAGUGAAAUAAAUAUAGAAGUGGAUGCAGUAUGCUGCCA
Molecule: messenger RNA, 4566 nt
Organism: Dicentrarchus labrax (European seabass)
Lineage: Eukaryota; Metazoa; Chordata; Actinopteri; Moronidae
Gene: vstm4b
Product: V-set and transmembrane domain containing 4b
Exons: 8
Coding region: 166-1137 (323 amino acids)
Source: RefSeq, a predicted model, not a curated record